Molecule: messenger RNA, 2448 nt
Organism: Leptopilina boulardi
Lineage: Eukaryota; Metazoa; Arthropoda; Insecta; Hymenoptera; Figitidae
Product: general transcriptional corepressor trfA-like
Exons: 2
Coding region: 246-2414 (722 amino acids)
Source: RefSeq, a predicted model, not a curated record
UUGUUUGUUUAAAAUUUACCGGCUGAUCUGUUUAUGUGUUUGUAUGUAUGUAUAUUGAAAUUUAGUAUGUAGUAAAUUAGCAAAAGACACGCGUGGUGUUAUUAUAUAGAAAACAAUGUGAUAUUUUUCCCAUAAUUGUUCAAAGUCGUAAUGCUAAACAUUGCAGAAUUUCUGUUAGUACGUUUUUGAUAACACAUAUCAAGUUACACAUUCCAUACGACUGAUGAUAGAACUGAUAGGCAAAAAUGAAUAACAAGAAAAUGACGCCAGAAAAUGCAGUCAAUACCGGUGAUUUUCUUAAUUCAGCAGGUUGUGAUUCAAGAAAUCAAUCAGUUCCUCAACUUAAUACCCUGAACAGUAUUUAUCAAUGUAUCGUGUGUCCAUAUUCAGGGGCAACACCUGUAGAAAUGCAUCAACAUCAAAUUAGUGUUCAUACAACAGAACAGCUAUCAUUAUCAAUACUUGGUCUUCAAAUUCUCUACAAUAUGAACGAAUUAUCAAAAAAUGAAAUCUUAAAACAAAUUAAUACUUCAAGUGUUUCAAAUAACAAUCUCCGGAAUCAAUCACCAAAGAAUAAUAAUAAUAAUAAUAAUAAUGAAAGUUUUCAAAUAUCCAAUACAAAUGUAACUUUUAGAGAUUCAAUUAAUUCUAAUUUACAAGAAGAACCAAUGUGCCUUAAAGUUCAUAAUCGAAAUUCUCAAAUUGCUCAAGAAAAUAACAAUUUAAUGGCUCAACAAAAAAUUGUUCAUAAAACACAACAACUUAAGAAACCAACUUUGUCUGUGAUACAAAAGUUAGUGCCAUUAAAUCAAGAUAUUAAUUAUCUUCAAGCACCAUCAAAUGUUCUUCAACAGCCUUUAAUUUGGAAUGACGGACAGCUUUACACUCAAAAAACUGUACCAAUUAUUAAAGAAAAUUAUAAUAUCUCUCAAAUUCAACCUACUUGUUCACAAAUAUUGCCAAAUAAUUUUCUACUUAAAUCAAAUGAAAUUCAAUCUCAAACGGAAUCUCCAACAAGUGUUAUUAAAAAUAUUGAACAAAUCAAGAGAUCUCAAACGCUUUUAAAAAUUCCAAAGGCAAAAUUUAUCAAUUUUAAAACACUCGCUAAUAAAGAGGAACAUCAGUUUAAAAAACCAGAAUCAAUACCAAAAACUUCAAAGUCCAUUAUAAAAAAAUCGGAAUUGAUUCUUAAGUCAAAAAUAAUAAUUAAAGAACCAGAAAUAAUAACGAAUAAAGUAGAAGAAACAUUUAAUGAUUCAAAUGUAAUUAUAAAUUAUUGUCCAUGUUUGAAAUCAGGAGAAAAUUUUAACAAAUUAUCAGAAGCAGUUAAAAAAGAAACAAAAGAAAUUUUCUUAAAACCAAAAAUGAUUUCUCUAAAAAAAAAAGUAAGUGCAACCAAUAAACCAAAGGAGCCGAAAAAAAAGAAAGUAAUUACAGAAAAAUCAAAAAAGCCAAAAUCUAAAAAAUCAAAAGUAAUUUCAAAUAAAUUUAAUCAAAGUUCAAAUAUAUCUGAUAAAGAAAGUUCAAAAGAUGCUGAAAUAAUUUCUAAUAAUUCAGAAAUAAUUUUGCAGAAUCCAGAAAUUUUGAAAAAUCAACCAACAGUAAUAAUUAACAGAAUUGAUGAAAUUCAUGAACCAAAAGAAAAAGUAAACAAUGUUUCAGAGAAUAAAAAUAAAUUAUCAAAAAUAGAAAAUAAAAAUUGCAGUAAUAAAUCUUAUGAUAAUUUCGAAAUCGUUAAUCGAAAAAGAAAGCGAUCAAAAUCAAAUGAUUUAAAAAUAGUUCUAUCACGUUCAAACAAUUCACCAGAAUCUACAUCAAGUUCAAAAUCAUCACCGAAGAAUGAAGAAACAAAUUCUAAAAUAUCAAAAUUAUCACCAAAUUUAAAAUCACGUAAUAGAAAAUCUAAAUUGCUAUUGAAAUUAUCUGAUGUACCAUCUUCAAGUGAAAAAUCAUCACAAAUCAUUGAAGUUAUCGACGAUGGAUGGGACAAUUCGGUGAAAGCAAAACUUCAAGUUGACAGUGAAUUACCAAUGGAUAUAACAAAACUUGCCAUGCAGGAUACAAGAAAUAUCAAUGAUUUUAAUAACAUUCAAAACAUUGAAGAAAAUUCUAGUUGUGAUGAUUUAACAAAUGAAAUUUUAAUUCAAAUGGAUCCUUUUUUGACAUCUCAAUUACUUCAGGAGUACGAUUUCUCAUCUCAAGAAAUAGAUAAUGAAAAUAUUGAUUAUCAGGUAAGAAGUAAUUUAAUUAAUGGCUUCAAUUAUGCAAAUGAAGGUGAUGUAAUACUUGAUUUAAAUCAACCAACUAUUACAUCGGUUGAUUUAAAUGAAAAUGUAUGGUCCGAUGAUAAUCUAACUUACGCGGAAUUACUUCCUGUCUUUCAAGAAGACAAUUUUCAGGACCUAAUAAAUUAACAUUUGUUUUUUGAACAAAAUUUUUUUCAUAAUU